Ilex paraguariensis (yerba mate) is the source of this 342-nucleotide messenger RNA. The record is from the annotation of a GenBank genome assembly. Lineage: Eukaryota; Viridiplantae; Streptophyta; Magnoliopsida; Aquifoliales; Aquifoliaceae.
AUGGAGAAUUUUAGAUCUAUGUCCACUAGAGAAGGUAGGAUGCAGAUGGAGAGCUAUCAUGGAGACGGAUCAAAUCCAACCAAUAUGCAUGAUCUGAGAAGUUACAGUACUUCUUAUGUUUCAUCUGUGCAGCCACCUCAUAUGGGUAAGGAGGUGAUCAAGAUCAAAAAAGGCAAGAGCAGUGUUGGACCUGCUUUAAAAAGUUGGAGUUUCAAUGAUCCUGAGUUGCAGAGAAAGAAGAGAGUUGUUGGGUACAAGGUCUAUGGAGUGGAGGGUAAGAUGAAGGGUUCUCUAAGGAAGAGCUUCAGGUGGAUCAAGGACACUUUCAAUGGAUUGUGGUGA